Messenger RNA from Cantharellus anzutake, 1323 nucleotides. RefSeq lists its product as uncharacterized. The coding region runs from base 1 to 1323 and encodes 440 amino acids. Lineage: Eukaryota; Fungi; Basidiomycota; Agaricomycetes; Cantharellales; Hydnaceae. The record is from RefSeq and is a predicted model, not a curated record. The transcript has 11 exons.
AUGACCUUCAAACCAAACACAUUUUACGUUGGAUUAGCUGAGGCUGUCUUUGCACAGUUGAUCAACAGCAAGAGCGGGACAGUUCUUGACCUCAGCGCAUGGGACAACAAGUGGUUCUUUGAGAACAUCGGUGAUGGGCUAUACACUAUCAAGAGUGGCACCGGAAAGUACCUCGGACUGGAUGGCGUAAUCGAAACUGGGACAUAUGGAGCUGCGAUCGACACCCCUAGUUUCAGUUGGUCGAUUGAGAAGGACCCGAGCUCCAACGACAGCUACAGAAUUUUUAUUGAGGAGACCCAUCUGAGCUUGGACCUCGGGAACGAUGGGAGUUCUGCUAACCGUACCCCUGUCCUGCUUCGACAAGCCUAUGCCCCUUAUCAGUACUGGAGGUUUUCAGUGGUGUUGGCGAGAGCACUGAGAAAAGGAAUUCCAGCGGAUGAUCAUGGAAUUUCACGAAAAAUCCUGCACCACUGUAUGAUUAUUACCAUCACCUCCGGCUUGGCGGAGCACAAAAACGAAACAUAUGAUGGGACUUUUGGAGAUGACGUGGCAGUUCCAACUAAUGGUCAUAUUGGGCACAAGCAGCUUUUAAAAAAAAGUUGCAGAGAGAACCAUAAGGUCGCAGGAAACCAAGGGGGGCUCAAGGGGAAACUCAAGGGGAUAUUCUCCAAGAAAGCUACAUCAGCGCAAAGUUACUCAACCUCAGGGGUGCCCUCUCCUACGCAGUUGCCGUUGUGGCCGGUCGACACCAAGGGAAAUACCAAACAGGCUUCAAGGGUGCCUUCUCCCACGCUCUUGCCGUCGUCAUCUGGCGAUACCAAGGGGAAUAUCGCGGGGAACCCCAAGGGAGGCACUAAGGGCAAUACGGGUUCUGGUACCGUUUGGAACGGCGUCCUGAGCGUGCUGCGUGUCGCGCAGGCUAGCCUAGACGAUGUGCCUGUUCCUGGCCUCAAAAGCGCGAUCGGUGGCUUUCUCGAGGUAGUCGGCCAAUUGGAGAAAGCAGAAGCGAACGCAGAGGCGAUUUCUCAGCUUCAGAACAACAUCGAAUUCUUUAAUCGUUCAGUAUCGGACCCUCUCAAACAAUAUGCCGCCAAGGGCCCCGUUCCUCCCGAGGUUGCUGAGGCCGUCGAGGCUUUAUCGACCCAACUUGUUGCGACUAUUACAACAUUGCAAUCGUAUCGCCACAAGAACUCUGCGUCCCUAUGGGCGAAUCGCGACCAAAUCGAAAGGGAUAUUCGCGUGGCUGGGAUUAAGAUUCGUGAUGGUGUGACGGCCUUUCUGUCCAAUGGACGUAGGCUUCGCAAGCAGUCCAAGUUCAUUUAG